This is a messenger RNA of Thalassophryne amazonica, 3342 nucleotides long. RefSeq names its product catenin beta-1. Lineage: Eukaryota; Metazoa; Chordata; Actinopteri; Batrachoidiformes; Batrachoididae. Gene Ontology annotation, biological process: cell adhesion; positive regulation of transcription by RNA polymerase II. Gene Ontology annotation, molecular function: alpha-catenin binding; transcription coactivator activity; protein phosphatase binding. The transcript is spliced from 17 exons. Bases 208 to 2556 code for a protein of 782 amino acids. Gene Ontology annotation, cellular component: adherens junction; catenin complex. The record is from RefSeq and is a predicted model, not a curated record.
CAUUUCCCAGCCGCUUGCUGCUCCGACGGAGUCAACAUCUGCUGCGUGUGGAGGGAGUGGACGAGGACUCCCGCUGACACUCAUCUUUACUUUUUUCCUCCCAUUUCAGAUUGGCUUUUAUUUACUUGCUGUCCGGGAUCCGGAGUAGACGGACCUGCUGUGUUGACAAGGAUCAGAGAGCUGCCCGACGCAGUUUAGGAAAGCAACAUGGCUUCCCAGGCUGAUCUGAUGGAGUUGGACAUGGCCAUGGAGCCGGACCGUAAGGCAGCAGUCAGUCACUGGCAGCAACAGUCCUACCUGGAUUCAGGCAUCCAUUCAGGGGCCACCACAACAGCGCCAUCUCUCAGCGGGAAGGGCAACCCAGAAGAAGAGGAUGUUGACAACCAGGUCAUGUACGAGUGGGAGCAGGGCUUCAACCAGAACUUCUCCCAGGAACAAGUACAAGACAUUGAUGGACAGUAUGCCAUGACACGUGCUCAGCGAGUGCGUGCAGCCAUGUUCCCAGAGACUCUGGAGGAGGGCAUGCAGAUCCCCUCCACACAGUACGAUGCUGCAAACCCCACCAAUGUCCAGAGGCUGGCGGAACCCUCACAAAUGCUCAAACACGCCGUAGUCAAUCUGAUCAACUACCAGGACGAUGCUGAGCUGGCAACCAGAGCCAUACCAGAGCUGACCAAACUACUUAACGAUGAGGACCAGGUUGUUGUAAACAAAGCAGCAGUGAUGGUCCACCAGCUUUCUAAGAAAGAAGCUUCCCGUCAUGCCAUCAUGCGCUCCCCCCAGAUGGUGUCUGCUAUAGUUAGGACCAUGCAGAACACCAAUGAUGUGGAGACCGCUCGAUGUACUGCAGGAACGCUGCACAACCUGUCGCAUCACAGAGAGGGCUUGUUGGCCAUCUUCAAGUCUGGAGGAAUUCCAGCUCUAGUUAAAAUGCUUGGCUCCCCUGUGGACUCUGUCCUUUUCUACGCCAUCACCACGCUUCACAACCUCCUCUUGCACCAGGAAGGAGCAAAGAUGGCAGUCCGUUUAGCGGGUGGUUUACAGAAAAUGGUAGCUCUGCUCAGCAAGACCAAUGUCAAGUUCCUGGCCAUCACCACGGACUGUCUCCAAAUCCUGGCAUACGGAAACCAAGAAAGCAAGUUAAUAAUCCUGGCCAGUGGAGGCCCCCAGGCAUUGGUCAACAUCAUGAGGACCUACACCUAUGAGAAGCUGCUGUGGACCACAAGCCGUGUUCUCAAAGUGUUGUCAGUCUGUUCCAGUAACAAACCCGCCAUUGUGGAGGCCGGAGGCAUGCAGGCUUUGGGUCUCCACCUAACAGACCCCAGCCAGAGACUCGUCCAGAACUGUCUGUGGACUCUCAGGAAUUUAUCAGAUGCUGCCACCAAACAGGAAGGAAUGGAGGGUCUCUUAGGAACUCUGGUCCAGCUGCUCGGCAGUGACGACAUUAAUGUGGUCACCUGUGCUGCAGGCAUCCUGUCUAAUCUGACUUGUAACAACUACAAAAACAAGAUGAUGGUCUGCCAAGUUGGUGGUAUUGAGGCGUUGGUUCGCACUGUACUUCGGGCCGGGGACAGAGAAGACAUCACAGAACCAGCUAUUUGUGCCCUGCGUCACCUCACAUCUCGACACCAGGAUGCUGAGAUGGCGCAGAACGCUGUCAGACUGCACUAUGGCUUGCCGGUGGUGGUCAAAUUGCUGCACCCGCCAUCACACUGGCCUCUUAUUAAGGCCACAGUGGGACUCAUCCGUAAUCUGGCUCUGUGCCCUGCUAACCAUGCCCCUCUGAGGGAGCAGGGAGCCAUCCCCAGACUGGUUCAGCUGCUGGUCAGAGCGCACCAGGACACACAGAGACGCACCAGCAUGGGAGGCACACAGCAGCAGUUUGUGGAGGGUGUUCGUAUGGAGGAGAUCGUGGAAGGCUGCACAGGAGCACUUCACAUCCUGGCCAGAGACGUCCACAACAGAAUAGUCAUCAGAGGACUCAACACCAUCCCUCUCUUUGUACAGCUGCUGUACUCUCCCAUCGAGAACAUCCAGCGCGUGGCCGCUGGCGUCCUGUGUGAGCUGGCUCAGGAUAAAGAGGCCGCUGAGGCCAUCGAGGCCGAGGGGGCCACCGCCCCCCUCACCGAGCUCCUCCACAGUCGCAAUGAAGGAGUUGCCACCUACGCUGCAGCAGUUUUAUUCCGCAUGUCAGAGGACAAACCUCAAGACUACAAGAAGCGCCUCUCUGUAGAACUCACCAGCUCCCUCUUCAGGACUGAACCAAUGGCCUGGAAUGAAACUGGCGAGUUGGGGCUGGACAUCGGAGCUCAGGGUGAACCUCUGGCCUACAGAGCAGAAGACCCAAGCUACCGUUCCUUCCAUUCGGGGGGUUACGGAGGCGACACAAUGGGUAUGGAACCCAUGAUGGACCACGAUCUGGGUGGGGGCCACCACCCUGGCCAGGACUACCCCCCUGUAGAGGGGCUACCUGAUCUGGGACAUGCCCAGGAACUGAUAGAGGGCCUCCCACCCGGUGACUCAAACCAACUGGCCUGGUUUGAUACCGACCUGUAAAUACAGAGCAACGUUACACUACACUAUGUACUAGCUGUAUCAUGUGAUCUGGAUGAACCUGCAUCGUGAUUCGCCCAUAUGGAGGAGGCGGGGUUUCAGAAAGUGCCUGAAGACAACUCAACAGCAGUUUCCUGUCUAUGGGAACUCCAUUGGGACAAACUAGAUUUAAGUGCGGUUCUGUUCUCUCAGCCUGACGGCGGGCUGACUUCAAAUCCUGACAUGACACGUUGAGUCCGACCUCAACUGUUUGAGUUUUAAAAACCCUUUUAUGCAUUUUAGUUUUUCCUUUAUUUGGUUUUUCUUUUUUUAUUGUUUUCUUAAGUCUGUAAUGGUACAACAGAUCCUGGCUUGCUUUUUCAUUAUUCUGAAUUAUGAUACUCUUGUUUUUGCAGUCCCUUGUAUUUUUAAGUCUGACAGUGUUGGGUUUUGUAGUGGUAAUGCUCCAUCCAAGUAAAGAAUCACAUUUUAAAUGGUGUCCAAAACACUAAGGUUAAUCAGUUUAAUUGUAUUCUGAUGAUUGAGUGUAACAUUGUGUAGCUUUUGUAUAAAAAAAAAAAAAAAAAAUUGGAAGUCAUGGUCCAAAUAUUGAGAUAUUUUUUGUUUUCUUGCUUUAAAGGUAGACACUGCGGUGUCUCUGCUGUUCCAAAGGGGGUGUAGCUACCUAACUGGGUGGGUGUGGCUCUGGGAUCUUACUGGUCUUCUGUUAAUAUGGGGGUGGGAUAGUGGGUGGAGCUGGUUAUGUUGGCCUGCUGUGUUCUCAAACAAUAAAAUGGACUGUCAUUUCAA